AUGGGUUUAGCUCUACAGCAUGACUGGAAGAAUAGAAAAAAAUUGUACGAUUAUUAUGUUGAUUAUGAUUAUCUUCUUUAUAUGGCCAAAAACUUUGAUAAAGAUAAAUGCAUAUAUUAUAAUAAAAUUAUAGAAAUGAUCUCAUUAUAUAAUUCCUUUAAGGAUUUAUGUAAAACUCAUGCAAAAAGAUGUCCAGACGUCUUUUAUAAAUUCCCGAUAGAAAAUAUUGAGCCUGUGCUAGAAGAAUUACAAUGUUAUUCUAAAAUUAAUGGUAUAAGUGAUUCCAUUUCAGAGGCUACUUCUUCGCUUCAACAUAUAGACAACAAAGAAGUGCAUGAAGAACCUGCAGAGGAUAUUGCAGAUCAUAUUAUAGAUGAUUAUACAGUCGAAUCUGAUACCCAGUUAGAUAGUGGAAAUUCCGGAAUUGGAAAAAAAUUUACCCAUUCAAUUCUUGGCGCAGCUCCAGUUUUAUUAACUGGCACUAUAUUAUAUAGAUACGAACUUGUAAACAACUUGCUUUACAUGUACAACAGUAAGUAA
This is a messenger RNA of Plasmodium cynomolgi strain B, 540 nucleotides long. RefSeq names its product CYIR protein. NCBI's taxonomy places the organism in Eukaryota, Apicomplexa, Aconoidasida, Haemosporida, Plasmodiidae. The transcript has 2 exons. The coding region runs from base 1 to 540 and encodes 179 amino acids. The record is from RefSeq and is a predicted model, not a curated record.